Messenger RNA from Coregonus sp. 'balchen', 3396 nucleotides. The record is from the annotation of a GenBank genome assembly. Lineage: Eukaryota; Metazoa; Chordata; Actinopteri; Salmoniformes; Salmonidae.
AUGGAUGUGGCCAAUAGUCCCAUCCCUCUCACCAUCACCCAGUUAGAGAUUACAGACCCCAGAAGGGUCAAGGUCUUUGGACCAGGGCUGGCGACGGGGCGCACCUUUGAGAUGUCAGACUUUGUUGUGGAUACACGAGAUGCAGGUGAGUCACAAAUCUCCCCCCCAAACAAAGAAACAUAUCACCAUGUGAAUAUUUUCAGAAAUUCGACAGUAACACUUUAUAGUGGCUCAACAAUUUAUCAGGCUAUGGGGGUCUGACUCUGGCUAUUGAGGGUCCCAGUACUGUGGAGGUCCAGACAGAGGAGAUGGAGGAUGGGUUCUGUGUCAUCUCCUUCUGCCCCACAGAGCCUGGGGCCUACACCCUCUCAGUCAAAUUCGCAGAGGAACAUGUGCUAGGUAGCUACACUACUUCUGUGAACUAAUGUUAGUAAAUAGAACAGUUUGAACAGAGAAGCUGUGUUUGUAUUCAAACCGUAUGUAAUGUACACUACAUGACCAAAAGUAUGUGGACACCUGCUCAUCGAACAUCUCAUUCCACAAUUGUGGGCAUUAAUAUGGAGUUGGUCCCCCUUUUGCUGAUAUAACAGCCUCCACUCUUCUGGGAAGGCUUUCCACUAGAUGAUGGAACAUUGCUGCGGGGACUUGCUUCCAUUCAGCCACAAGAGCAUUAGUGAGGUCGGGCACUGAUGUUGGGUGAUUAGGCCUGGCUCGCAGUCGGCGUUCCAAUUCAUCCCAAAGGUGUUCGAUGGGGUUAAGGUCAGGGCUCUGUGCAGGGCUCUGUGCAGGCCAGUCAAGUUCUUCCACACCGAUCUCAACAAACCAUUUCUGUAUGGACCUCGCUUUGUGCACGAGGGCAUUGUCAUACUGAAACAGGAAAGGGCUUUCCCCAAACUGUUGCCACAAAGUUGGAAUCAUCUAGAAUGUCAUUGUAUGCUGUAGCGUUAAGAUUUCCCUUCACUGGAACUAAGGGGCCUAGCCAGAACCAUGAAUAACAGCCCCAGACCAUUAUUCGUCCUCCACCAAACUUUACAGUUGGCACUAUGCAUUCGGGCAGGUAGCGUUCUCCUAGCAUCCGCCAAACCCAGAUUCGUCCGUCGGACUGCUAGAUGGUGAAGCGUGAUUCAUCAUGCGUUUCCACUACUCCAGAGUCCAAUGGCGGCGAGCUUUAUACCACUCCAGCCAACGCUUGGCAUUGCGCAUGGUGAUCUUAGGCUUGUGUGUGGCUGCUCGGCCAUGGAAACCCAUUUCAUGAAGCUCCUGACGAACAGUUCUUGUGCUGACGUUGCUUCCAGAGGCAGCUUGGAACUUGGUAGUGAGUGUUGCAACCAAGGACAGACAAUUUUUAAGCACUACGCACUUCAGCAUUCGGCAGUCCCGUUCUGUGAGCUUGCUACCAGGCGGUGUCAGAGGAAGGCCCUAAAAAUUGUCAAAGACUCCAGCCACCCUAGUCAUAGACUGUUCUCUCUGCUACCGCACGGCAAGCGGUAUCUGAGCGCCAAAUCUAGGUCCAAGAGGCUUCUAAACAGCUUCUACCCCCAAUCCAUAAGACUCCUGAACAUCUAAUGAAAUGGCUACCCAGACUAUUUGCAUUGUCCCCCCUCCUUUUAUGCUGCUGCUACUCUCUGUUUAUUAUCUAUGCAUAGUCACUUUAAUAACUCUACCUACAUGUACAUAUUACCUCAAUUACCUCGACUAACCGGUGCCCUCGCACAUUGACUCUGUACCGGUACCCACUGAAUAUAGCCUCGCUAUUGUUAUUUUACUGCAGCUUUUUAAUUAUUUGUAACUUUUAUUUAUUUUAUUUAUAGGGUAUUCUUUCUUAACCCUCCCGUUGUCCUAGGGUCAAAAUGACCCGCCACUGUGUUGAACCAACUUUAUUUAAUUUUUUUAUUUUUGUAAUCAUUUGUGAGAAGGAGGAAGUGAGACUUUAAAGAAAGUAUCACUGCCUCCUUCUCACAAAUGAUCCAAAAAAUAUAAAAAUUAAAUAAAGUUGGUUCAACACAGUGGCGGGUCAUUUUGACCCUAGGACAACGGGAGGGUUAAAACUGCAUUGUUGGUUAAGGGCUAGUAAGCAUUUCACUGUAAGGUCUACACCUGUUGUAUUCGGCGCAUGUGUCAAAUAAAAUUUGAUUUGAUUUGUGUCCUACCAUUUCACGACUGAGCCAUUGUUGCUCCUAGACGUUUCCACUUCACAAUAACAGCACUUACAGUUGACCAAGGCAGAAAUUUGACGAACUGACUUGUUGGAAAGGUGGCAUCCUAUGACGGUGCCACUUUGAACGUUACUGAGCUCUUCAGUAAUGUCAUUCUACUGCCAAUGUUUGUCUAUGAAGAUUGCAUGGCUGUCUGCUCGAUUUUAUACACCUGUCAGCAACGGGUGUGGCUGAAAUAGCCAAAUCCACUCAUUUGAAGGGGUGUCCACAUACUUUUGUAUAUAUAGUGUAUGUGUUAUGUAUUGUCCAGGGAGUCAGUUUACAGCAGAGGUGACAGAGAGUGGCUAUGUCAGAGAAAGCAUAACCCACUUCCAGGGAGCUGUAACUAUCGCCAGUGUCGGCAACGUGUGUGGGAGUACCCUCAAAAUACCAAGUAGAGGAGCCUUCUGACCUAGUCUUUUUUAUUGACAUCACUGAGUCAACCUGAGUGAGCUCUGUCUGCCAUUUUACAGGCCUGGACGCCCAGCACAUAUCUGCCCAUGAGUCCCUCUGGGGCCAUAGAAGAAGCAGACGUCACAGGCUCUGUGAGCUUCGUGCCCAGUGAGAUGGGUGUCCAUGCAGUUAGUGUGAGGUACAAAGGCCAGCAGAUCCCUGGCAGUCCUUACCAGUACACUGUGGGCCCACUAGGGGAGGAAGGACCAGAGAACGUGCAGGCUUGGGGACUGGGACUGCAGAGUGCUGAAGCAAGCAUUCCAGGUAUGUCCCUAGAUAAGUUAUUUAUAGUCCACAUAAAUGUAUGUGGUUCUACGGUACUGUACUGUACUGUACUGAGUGCAGAUGUUCUAGUUUGUGUGUGCCUUGCACAUGUGUUGUAUCUAUCUUUCUUUCUGUGCAGGUGAUUUCAGUAUCUGGACUCGAGAGGCAGGUGCCAGGAGUCUGUCGGUAACAAUGGAGGGCCCAGGUCAGGCAGAGCUCACCUUUGAGGACAGGGAAGAUGGCUCCUGUGGGAUCUCCUACGUUGCUCUGGAACCAGGUAUAGAAACACAGGCCUCACCUCCACAUUGUCCCCUGACACAUUCAAUGUAAUGUAAAACAGAGUACCACCAAAAAUUAUGCUUUUCCUCUAGGUGACUAUGAGGUGUCAGUCAAGUUCGAUGACAAGCACAUUCAGGACAGUCCUUACCUGGUGCCAGUGUAUGGCCCUGCUGGAGAUGAUGCAUCAGGGUCGGGACAGACCAAA